AUGAAUGGCGUUUCGUGGCAGGGCCUGGCUGAGCGCUUUCAGAGAAGACGAGCAGCCGCUAUCCCGACAAGAUGGACAAUUCCACCUCUGAAGCUCGACGAGACAAUCCGCUCGACUACCCGUCCAAUAGACUUGCUACCGCGCCUCUUGUCGUAUAACGAGAUGCAAAUCACAGCCCUCGGCGCCGCAGCGCUGGCUGCCAAGAUCCGGAACCAUGAGCUGUCAUGUAUCCAGGUAACAGAGGCAUUCUGUCACCAGGCCGCCGUUGCCCAGCAAUUGACGAACUGCUUGACCGAGAUAUUUUUCACAGAGGCAAUGGAGCAGGCCAGGCAGCUGGACGAUAUGCUCAAGACUACGGGGAGGCCAAUUGGGCCUUUGCACGGGGUGCCCGUCUCGAUCAAGGACCAAAUCAACAUCAAGGGCCAGCACACUACAGCUGGGUACAUUUCCUUUGCGCGGAACCCGGCGAGAGACCAGGAUGCCCAACUGGUCGAGGUUCUGCGCAACGCCGGCGCAAUCAUGUACUGCAAGACGAACAACCCCCAGUGCAUGAUGACGCUGGAUACGGUAAACAACAUUUACGGCCGGACCGUCAACCCGUGGAAUAAUAAAAUUGGCCCCGGAGGCUCCAGCGGCGGCGAGGGGGCGCUUCUUGCCAUGCGCGGCUCCCCGUUGGGGAUCGGUGCAGAUCUCGGCGGUUCGAUUCGAAUUCCGGCCGCAUUCUGCGGUUUGUAUGGCUUCAAGCCCUCGGCGAAGCGAGUUUCCUUGCGUGGAUCGGAAUGCACCAUGUCGGGGCAGGAGUCCGUCGUGGCCGCUGCAGGUCCCCUGGCGCACAAUGUCGAGGAUUUGGAGCUCUUCUUCCAGGUCAAUUCCGAUGCGAAACCGUGGCUCAAGGAGCCGCUGCUUCGCAUGCCGUGGGUAUCGCAAAGCGACCAAAUGCGCCAUCAGAAGCUGCGAAUCGGCGUCAUGCUAUGGGACGAGGUGGUGAUGCCCCAUCCAUAUAUUACACGGGUCAUUGGGGAGGUGGCCAAGACGCUGAAAGCUUCCGGACACGAAGUCAUCGAGUUCAAGGCGUACGAUCACAAACGGGCAUGGGACGACAUCUUACUACCACUGUACUUUACCGACGGUGGUCGGGACAUUAAGCAAACGCUCUUUGCUGGAAACGAGCCCAUCUUCCCUUCUGCAAAGCGAUUGCUGGACGAUCCCAUUGUCAAAGAAAGAACACACCACGAGAUAUGGAAACUGAAUCUCGCAAGAGACGACUACCGCACCGAAUAUCUCCAAAAAUGGGCCGAAACCGCAAACUCCACACCCUCCGGCGAGCCCAUGGAUGUGCUCAUCUGCCCAGUGUCGUCCGUCCAAGGCAUGCCGCACGAUGUCAAGCCGUGGUGGGGGUACUGCGCACAAUGGAAUCUGCUGGAUUAUCCCAGUGGCGUGAUUCCCGCCGGGAGAGUGCUGAAGACGGAUGCUUAUCCGGCAGACUACGAGCCCGUGAAUCAGCUGGACAAGGAAAACAUGAAUCUCUAUGACAACGACUUGUACUAUGAUUUACCUGUGGCGAUUCAGGUAGUCGCCCCGACUCACGAGGAUGAAAGACUCAUGGGAGCAAUGAGGGUUAUUGACGAGGUGGUCAACGGUUGA
Molecule: messenger RNA, 1644 nt
Organism: Metarhizium brunneum ARSEF 3297
Lineage: Eukaryota; Fungi; Ascomycota; Sordariomycetes; Hypocreales; Clavicipitaceae
Source: RefSeq, a predicted model, not a curated record